Molecule: messenger RNA, 1983 nt
Organism: Nelumbo nucifera (sacred lotus)
Lineage: Eukaryota; Viridiplantae; Streptophyta; Magnoliopsida; Proteales; Nelumbonaceae
Gene: UNE2
Product: Major facilitator superfamily protein
Biological process (GO): transmembrane transport
Cellular component (GO): membrane
Molecular function (GO): transmembrane transporter activity
Source: RefSeq, a predicted model, not a curated record
CGAGUGAAGAUAUACUCGAGUCGACUGAUCUCCUACCGAAAAACCAAGCAGAUAGAGAUCCUCUACAUUCCUCUUCUCUUUCCGAGGGAGGAAAGAGAAAGCCGACUAGCCGAGAGCACCGAGAGAAUAACCAGAGAGAGAGAGAGAGAGAGAGAGAAGCACUUAUUAGGAUGACAAGGAGGUGAUCAAGAAGAAGAGCAAGAUGAAAUCGGAGACGUUGACGUUUAUACUGGUGAACCUGGCGGGGAUCAUGGAGAGGGCAGACGAGUCCCUGCUGCCUGGGGUGUACAAGGAGGUCGGGGCCGCCCUUCAUACGGACCCAACUGGUCUGGGUUCACUUACUCUCUUUCGAUCCAUCGUCCAGUCUUCCUGUUAUCCCCUCGCCGCCUACCUCGCCGUUCGCCACAACCGCGCCCAUGUCAUAGCCCUCGGUGCCUUCCUCUGGGCCGCUGCCACCUUCCUCGUCGCCAUCUCCUCCACUUUCUUUCAGGUGGCUGUCUCAAGAGGUUUAAAUGGAAUUGGGCUUGCCAUAGUUACACCUGCCAUUCAGUCUCUUGUUGCUGACUCAACUGAUGACACCAACCGCGGUAUGGCUUUUGGGUGGCUUCAACUAACUGGGAACCUGGGCUCAAUCAUUGGUGGCCUCUGUUCAGUUUUGAUAGCUUCAACAUCAUUCAUGGGGAUCCCUGGUUGGAGAAUUUCCUUCCAUCUGGUCGCAAUAGUUAGUGUUGCUGUAGGAGUUCUGGUCCGACUCUUCGCUAAUGAUCCACGUUUUUCAGAUGAGGGUAGUAAGCCUAGCGAUUCUGGUCCAAGUAGGUCCAUAUGGUCUGAAUUGAAGAACCUGGUUCUGGAAGCCAAGUCAGUAAUGAAAGUCCCAUCGUUUCACAUAAUUGUAGCUCAGGGUGUUACUGGCUCAUUUCCCUGGUCAGCUUUGUCAUUUGCACCCAUGUGGUUAGAGCUUAUUGACUUCUCCCACAAACAAACAGCGUUUCUAAUGAGCAUGUUUGUAAUUGCUAGUUCUCUUGGGGGACUAUUUGGAGGGAAGAUGGGGGACAUCCUAGCUAAGCGUCUCCCGAACUCUGGUAGGAUUAUUCUAUCACAGAUUAGCUCAGUCUCAGCUAUCCCACUAGCAGCAGUUUUGAUGCUUGUUUUGCCCGAUGAUCCCUCCACUGCUUUUCUGCAUGGUUUGGUCUUGUUCAUCAUGGGUUUAUGCAUAUCCUGGAAUGCACCGGCUACAAACAAUCCAAUAUUUGCAGAGAUUGUACCUGAGAAAUCACGACCAAGCAUCUAUGCUCUGGAUAGAUCUUUUGAAUCUGUGUUGUCAUCAUUUGCUCCCCCAGUAGUUGGGUUACUGGCUCAGCAUGUUUAUGGUUAUAAACCUAUUCCUAAAGGAUCCAGCAAAUCUGUUGAGAUUGCAACAGAUAGAGAAAAUGCUGCAUCUCUAGCAAAGGCACUUUACACUGCAAUAGCUAUUCCAAUGACUCUAUGUUGCCUUAUCUACUCCUUUCUCUAUUGCACUUAUCCAAGAGACAGGGAGCGAGCACGCAUGCAUGCAUUAAUAGAAUCAGAGAUGCAGCAGAUAGAGUCUGAAAAUCCUCUUGUAGGAGAGUACACAGAAGUUGAGUUCUCGGAAUCAGAUGAACAAUAUGAAAAUGAAAGAAGUGUGAUUGAAAUAGAUUAUGGAGAGGACGGUAUUGAAAUUGAUGAAAGUGAUGAGAAGACCUUGCUUUCCGACCAACUGGCAUUGUAAUAUAGACUUCAUAAGGCUUGGUGUAAAAUUGAGGUCAAAACAUUUUGAUGGAUUUUAUCAUUUCCAUACAAGUGCUAAAAAAUUGAAGCUAAUGGUUUUUAUGUUUGAGAGUUGAGAGCAUAUCUGUCCAUCUGAUUGAAAGAACAAUGCAACAUUAUGGUCUAAAUGGGAUGAAUGUAUGGUCUCAGACUGUUCUCCACCUUGUUGAUUUAAUUUUACUAAGUUGAUUUGAA